Messenger RNA from Colossoma macropomum (tambaqui), 2410 nucleotides. RefSeq names its product Rho GTPase activating protein 19 (gene arhgap19). The transcript has 11 exons. The coding region runs from base 17 to 1390 and encodes 457 amino acids. Gene Ontology annotation, molecular function: GTPase activator activity. Gene Ontology annotation, biological process: regulation of small GTPase mediated signal transduction; signal transduction. The record is from RefSeq and is a predicted model, not a curated record. NCBI's taxonomy places the organism in Eukaryota, Metazoa, Chordata, Actinopteri, Characiformes, Serrasalmidae. Gene Ontology annotation, cellular component: cytoplasm.
AAAUUCAAACUGGAGUAUGGCGGCGGAGAAAGAGGCUGAGGACAGCAAACAGAGCCGGAGGGGAACAGUAUGUAAUAUAGUCAUAAGCCAAGAGAUGCAUCAGAACCAGCCAGUCAUCUUCAACCCUGACUUUUUUGUGGAGAAACUCAGACAUGAGAAGCCCCAGGUGUUCAUGGAGCUGCUGUUGAGUAACAUCACCAGGCUCAUUGAUUUACCUGGAGCAGAAUUCGCCCAGCUGCAGGGGGAGGCCGACCCCAAGCUCCCCGUAUCGACAGGCUUCCUCCGCCUUCCGAGCUUCCUGAAGCGUAAAGAAAAAGGAGUGGUCUUUGGAGCGCCCCUAACUGAGGAGGGCAUUGCACAAAUUUACCAGCUAAUCGAGUACCUUGGGAAAAACCUGCAUGUGGAGGGUCUGUUCCGUGUGCCUGGGAACAGCAUCAGACAGCAGGCCCUGAGGGAGAUGCUCAACAGCGGGGCAGACAUAGACCUGGAGACGGGGGACUACCACCCCCACGACGUGGCCACGCUACUCAAAACCUUCUUGGGGGAGCUGCCGGAGCCGCUGCUGACUCACCGCCAUUAUCACGCUCAUCUCAAAAUAGCCGAGAUGAUGUUGUUUGAUGAGAAAGGUAAUAAGACAUCUGUCCCUAACAAAGAGCGUCAGAUUGAAGCGCUCCAGCUGCUCUUCAUGCUGCUUCCUCCAGCCAACCGCAGCCUCCUCAAACUGUUGCUGGACCUGCUGUAUCAGACCGCCAAGCAACAAGACAAAAAUAAAAUGUCUGCCUACAACUUGGCGCUCAUGUUCGCACCCCACAUCGUAUGGCCAAAAAAUGUCACAGCGAAUGAUCUGCAGGAUAACAUGAAAAAACUCAACAACGGCAUCGCGUUUCUGAUCAAGCACUCGCAGAAGUUGUUUCGGGCACCAUCAUAUAUCAAAGAACAUGCCCGGACACUCUUUGCAGGAUCGAAAACUCCUCAAUCAAAGGAUGACAUGGAGCUGUAUGCUGGGGUGGUCAACCGAAGCCUGCUGCCCACCAAAAGAAGCAGUGAGGAGCAUGAUGGUGGUGAGCAGCACACCCAGGAUGCUCUCCGAGAGCUCUUCAAUCACGUUACCAAUAUGCCAGACUCUACAAAAAAGAAGAAGCUGAUUCGACAGUUCAAUAAGCAGGGAACGCCAGUACGGGAAUGCUCCAGACCUUCAAGUCAGAAGCAUGGCCGCUCACGGUCCUUUGGAGGUCUUAUCAAGCGAAAGGUUUUGGGGAACCAGCUUAUAACUGAGAGGACAGAAACAAGAAUGACCCAGACCAAAGAGGUGGCCAAGGGAAACGGUGCCUCAUCUGUCAGAAGGACUCCUCUGUCACCUGCCCAGCAGUCUAGUUUAAGCCUACCGUAACUUAUUUAUUUGGGAAAGUAACCAUUGUGGAUCAGGUAAUAUUUAUUUGGACACAGCUAGACAACAGUAAACUAUGCAAAUAAGAUGAUUUUUCCAAACCAGUGUGGUAGGAGUUUGUCCCAGGUGUUUCAGGUUUUAAAAAUCUGGCACUUUCUAAACUACUAAUUCAUUUGUAAAGAAAAUUGAAAAGAAAAAAAAUGCAGUAUACGCCAGAUUUGCAAGUGCCAAGCAAGCAUUAAGCAUGUAGCAUGUACUCAAAGGUCUAAGCUGGAUGGGAAGCCCAUGUUUUUGUUAGUUACGCAUGGCUUUUAAUACUGUGUGCUUUAGCUUCUGUAGCAUAUGAACAGAGAGCUCGUGUACAUGGUCAGGAAGCUAAAUCGUGGUGUUUGGUUUUUAAGGCAUGAGCAGUGUAGUGUGACCACACAUGGGCCCAUUUCAGGCCAUGUUUCAGAAAGGUUGUGGUGGUAUAAAUCCAUACCUGUUACAGAGAACUGCUCUUUAGUCUUGAGGGUAUUUUGAAAGUGGUAACUGGAAACUGUUCUUUGGGAUUGAGGGAACUGGAUGGAAAUGGUAUUUGUUAAGAAAAUGAGUUUAGUUUUUGGUGCUAUUUAACUCGACUUCCCCCGUAAAAGUGCUGCAGCAUUUAAAACGUUUAUUUUGCUAUGAUAUAUUUCACGUUUCUUUGCUGGUGCAGCUUUCUCCAUCACUCCAAAACACACUGUAGGAAAUCGGAACCCCAUACAGUUACGCGUUUGUGUGUAUAUUUAAGUUUGCGUGCGGUUUAGUGGAAUGAGAGUCUUGUCAUUUUGUACGAAUUUGUGUUUGUAAAAAUAUUAAUUGCUUAGUAUAUUUUUAGAUAACAAAAUGGAACAAGUGUGAUGGGCGACUUAUAUCUUCCUUUGGGAUUGUUACGUUUUAUAACAAUUUAUUUUUUGUACUUUUAUUGGGAUGCGUUUUUACUAACUUGCUGCCGAUUUUUUUCUUUUUUUUUUUUGUUUUUUAUAAAUGUGAAAAAGCUUG